UAAGUACGUCAGCAGAAACGCCUACCUACUUCCUUGUGGACCGUGCUGACCAUGUGGCUACUCCUGUGAGCAGAGUCGUCACGGCCUCGUUGUUUAUAAGUUAGCCUGCAGAUUUUGUGAGCGCGCCGACUGUGCAGAAUGUCUGAUUCUGUGUCCAAGUUUCAGGCCGAAGUGACGGCUGUUAUGCAGCUAUUGCUGAAGGUGGCGGUCAUGGAAAUAACCAAGGUUUUCGAAAGACGCUCGUUUGGUUCCUGCACCGCCAAUGGAGAAACAAAGCUCUUUGAGGACCUGGAGUCUGUACCUGACCUCGGGGCUUGCCUGGAAGGUGCACUGAGAAAUGCCGAGAAAGCUGUCUGCAGUGUCGGUGUGCAAGUGGGAGAAGAGUCGCCCUCAGUGGAGCCGGAGCUGGAUCCCCGUGAUAAAGACUCACACAUGGAAGGAAACGAGCUCUGUGUGCAAGCAACCCAGAUGGGGGAUGGGCUGCCCCCCAGAGAAAGUCCCUACUUGGACCUGGAUGACACGGUUGAUUUGAAGUGCACUGUUGACCUUCCAUGCAACAUCUUUAAACAAAAGCAGGCCAUUAAGGAGGAAAGGCAGAACAUCUUGGUGUUUCAGACUGCAGGGGUUGGCUACCCACAAGCAGAACUGGCCACUCAGGACGAUGGCCUUCAGGCACAAAGUCCUCUUCACGACUCUUUUCCAAGCCUGUUCAGUUCAGUAACCGUAGACAUUUCAAGCACGGAACUUUCCCUGAACACUUUGGGCCAGUCAGGCCUCGGCUUGAAGGAGGGCGAUUUCAUCCAGUCUGUGAAAGAACUAGCCAAAUCAGAGCUUCUUGAGACAGCUGUGAGCUCAGGCGAAAACGGUGCAGCUUUACAAAACGAGUUGCUCACAGAUCUGAACACCUGCGCCUCGGAUUCCUCACCUGACAUCAACACUGUGAGGCUUCAUCUCAACCAGCCACCUUUUGACAGCAAACUGUUGAAGCCGUGCUCUGUGAAGCUCGUGAACCUGCUUCUGACUUCGGACACCGAAAGGAGAAAGACCGGCGUCCCUGGUGGAAAAGAAUUAUGCAUGCCCAAAGACCUUCGACCUCACCAGCAUGCCCACACCGGACACCGUUUAUGCUGCUUCACUAAGUGUGGUGAUGGGGUGUGGCGUCUUCGGGAAGCCAUUUCCCAGAAACGGUUGCAUUGCUGCAAGAUUUGCGGGAAAAAAUUCGAUCGCAGGAGAAUUCUCAGGAGGCACGAACGUUUCCAUACGGGAGAAAAGCCAUACUCCUGCUCCGUAUGCAGCAAGACAUUUGCUCUGCGCAAAAGCCUGCGGAGGCACGAGAGGUUCCACACAGGAGAGCGGCCUCAUAGCUGCCCUCAGUGUGACAAAUGUUUCCGUCUCAAGGAUAGCCUGAAGGCACAUAUGCGAUUCCACACUGGGGAAAAGCCAUUCGCCUGCAGUCUGUGCUCCAAACGGUUUAGGAUUCUUAAGAAUCUGCACAAACAUUCUUCACUCUGUCUGAUAAACAAAUGGCCAGUAAACCGGUAGGGUGUGUGUUAUCACUGGUUUUCACCUGGUCUACAGAUGGAUGGAGCGGUCAGUAACUUGAGACAUCACAUUCCAUAACAAACCAUUGAACCAGGUGUAAAGAUGGCUUGUACACUUUCUCCCAAAGUCUUGUCGGAUGUCAGUCGUCAUGUUUGGCUGGUUAAAAAGUGCUUGGCCCAGCUGUAUCAUCCUGCAUUCCAUGUAUGGUGUGGUUAAAAACAAAAGAACUACAAAUAUUUUAAGGUGUGUUGCAGAGUAAAGAUUUUCUUGAACGUUCGAAAGAAAUUAUUUGUGCAAAACAUGGCCCAUAACAUUUUGAUAAUUUCAAUGUUGGGAAAUUCCACUGAAGCCUGGAAGCUUUUUUUUUUUUUUUUUUUUUUUUCUUCAAACUGCAGUAAACACAUUCAGGUCUGCAGGCCCAUUAAAGAUGAUUUUUCGGUUCUGUAGCUGAAGGAAUGGUUCAGCACAAAAAAAUAUAAUUAACAGUUUUGAUGUCAGUCAACCAACGACAUGUUCGGCAUCCAAAUGUUGCUUCUUUUGUUCAUAACAGGAGCUGCAAGGCUCACAGUCACUAGAAGUCGUCACCCAAAUGUUUUCUGCAUGCUGUGUAUGCUGUCCUUAUUUUGGUAUUUAUAUAUAUUUUUGGGUAAUUUUGUUUUUUAGCCAUUAGGUUGACUUGAAUACUUUGUGCAGUUGUUUUUUUGCUUUUUUU
This is a messenger RNA of Pygocentrus nattereri (red-bellied piranha), 2254 nucleotides long. RefSeq lists its product as uncharacterized. The record is from RefSeq and is a predicted model, not a curated record. The transcript has 4 exons. The coding region runs from base 139 to 1542 and encodes 467 amino acids. Gene Ontology annotation, biological process: regulation of transcription by RNA polymerase II. Gene Ontology annotation, molecular function: RNA polymerase II cis-regulatory region sequence-specific DNA binding; DNA-binding transcription factor activity, RNA polymerase II-specific. NCBI's taxonomy places the organism in Eukaryota, Metazoa, Chordata, Actinopteri, Characiformes, Serrasalmidae.